Molecule: messenger RNA, 1577 nt
Organism: Prinia subflava (tawny-flanked prinia)
Lineage: Eukaryota; Metazoa; Chordata; Aves; Passeriformes; Cisticolidae
Gene: DAO
Product: D-amino acid oxidase
Exons: 10
Coding region: 443-1489 (348 amino acids)
Biological process (GO): D-alanine catabolic process; L-proline catabolic process; D-serine catabolic process
Cellular component (GO): cytoplasm
Molecular function (GO): D-amino-acid oxidase activity; FAD binding
Source: RefSeq, a predicted model, not a curated record
CUUCACCUUGUCCAAAAAAUCAGUGGGCUGGAAUUUAUUCCUGCUCCCAGCACCAACCAAGGAUCUGAACCCCCAGCCCUUCCCCAAACUGUUUUUUGUCCACUUCCUGCACAGGCAGUGACCACAGGGCUUUUCCAAGGCAGGAAAGCGCUGUCAGCUUUUCUGCUGGCACAGCCAGGGAUGGAGACACAUUCCCCAUCCACUGUGAGGAACCACAAGCCCCCAUCCAUGACUCCAGCACCUGGUCAGAGCUCGAGGAGGACCAGGGAGGCUUUACAAGAAAAGCACACAGACGCACCACGAGGACCUCAGCCCUUCCCUGCUGCUCUGGCAGUGGAGCUGAGGCUCCUGCAGGAGCUGAUGUUCCCCCGUGGUGUUCCCAGCUUGUCCAGCAGCCCCGGCACUGCCCUCGGAGCCCUCGUCCCUCGCAGGAGCCGGAGCCAUGCGCGUGGCCGUCAUCGGGGCCGGGGUGAUCGGGCUCUCCAGCGCCCUGUGCAUCCAUGAGCAGUUCCACGGCCUGGUGCCUUCCCUGGAGCUGGAGGUCUACGCUGACCACUUCACCCCCCACACCACCAGCGAUGGCGCGGCCGGGCUGUGGCAGCCCUACCUGAGUGACCACGGCAACCUGCAGGAGACGCUCUGGAAUAAAGAGACGUUCGAUUACCUCCUCGGGCACAUGCACUCCCCAGCGGCCAAGGAAAUGGGACUUUACCUCAUUUCUGGCUACAACCUGUUCACGGAGCCGGUGCCGGACCCAUCCUGGAAGAACAUUGUCCUGGGGUUCAGGAACUUGACACCAAAAGAACUCGAACUCUUCCCUGGUUACAGCUAUGGCUGGUUCAACACGGCGCUGAUGCUGGAGGGCAGGAGUUACCUGCCCUGGCUCACCAACAGGCUGACACAGAGGGGAGUGAAGUUUUUCCAUAAGAAGGUUGAGUCUUUCCAGGAGGUGAGUGAGGAUGGUGUGGAUGUGGUGCUGAACUGCAGCGGGAUGCGCGCGGGGGACCUGCAGCCCGACCCAGAGCUGCAGCCCGGCCGGGGCCAGAUCAUCAAGGUCCUGGCCCCCUGGGUGAAGCAUUUCAUCAUCACUCACGACUUGAAAUCUGGGAUCUACAACUCGCCCUACAUCAUCCCGGGGAGCGAGUUCACGGUGCUGGGAGGGAUCUACCAGCACGGGAACUGGAGUGAGGAGAACAGUGCCAAGGAUCACAAAUCCAUCUGGGACAGCUGCUGCCGGCUGCUCCCGCCUCUCCAGAAGGCGAAAAUCGUGAGUGAGUGGAGCGGCCUGAGACCAGCGCGGUGCUCAGUCCGCCUGGAGCGGGAGAGCAUCCGCCUCGGGAAUCUCCAGGGAGAGGUGAUCCACAACUACGGCCACGGCGGGUUUGGGAUCACCAUCCACCGGGGCUGUGCCAUGGCAGCAGCGCGGCUCUUCGGGAGCAUCCUGCAGGAGAAGCAGCAGCCGGGCACCCCCCCAGGGCCCCGCUUGUGAGCGCUGCUCCCCUGGAAUGUGUGACAGCAGCAGCUUAGGGGUCACAGCAGGAGGAUGGGAACAACACAGGGACACACACGCGGGCUGC